Messenger RNA from Chelonoidis abingdonii (Abingdon island giant tortoise), 4123 nucleotides. The record is from RefSeq and is a predicted model, not a curated record. Lineage: Eukaryota; Metazoa; Chordata; Testudines; Testudinidae.
AUGGCUUGCCUCUCAUGUGACUCACUCUUUGUUCCCAGUCUGAAUUCGUGGCAUCCCUGCCAGAAUGAAUUCUCACACCCUGUACUGAAAAACAAGAGGAGAGGACUGCUUCUGCUUUUGCUUCGUCUAAGUUGUGGAGACGCUCCCAGGAGGAGGACUAGGUGUCAGCUUUGCUUACAGGAGAGAAUGCAGCAAAGCGCUGAGAAUGCUGAGGCAGAGGACUGCCCAGAGUCAGAUCAGGAAGAUGCUGCCCCUCUGCUUAACCAGCAGUUGUCACCUGGGAAAGGCCUCUGCUCAGCUCGCUACAGCCUGGCUCUCAUCCUGCACUUCUCUCUCUUCAUGGUGUAUUCGCUCCGGGUCAAUCUCAGUAUCGCCCUCGUAGCCAUGACGAACGGCACCAACCCGGGCAGCCUGCCUAAUAUCUCCACGGACGUGUGUCCCAAUCGCUCCCACGCUCAGCCCAACGGCUCCCACCAAGAAUUCGCCCAAGAAGCCCCCGUGUACGACUGGAGCGCUAAGACCCAGGGCGUCAUCCUCAGUGCCUUCUUCUAUGGCUACCUCUUCACCCAGCUCCUCGGCGGAUACUGGUCGGGAAUGUUCGGAGGGAAGCUAGUGUUGGGCUGCGGGCUGCUCUCGACCUCAGCACUCACCCUUCUCGCGCCGCUGGCAGCUAGCCUGGGAGCAGCAUACCUCAUUGGGCUGCAGGCAGUGCUGGGCAUGGCAGAGGGGGUGAUAUUUCCAGCACAAUACACGCUUUGGGCAAAAUGGGCUCCUCCCUUGGAACGCAGCAGGCUCAUGAACCUCGCUGAAGCUGGAUGCACUUUUGGGACCUUCAUCACCUUCCCUGCAGCUGGAAUCAUCUGCCAGUACCUGGGGUGGCCUUACAUCUUCUUCAUCUUCGGUGGCAUUGGCUGCGUUUGGUGUGUGUUCUGGUUCCUUCUCGUCUAUGAAGACCCUACACAUCACCCUCGUAUUAGUGCUGGCGAGAAGGAGUACAUUGUGUCAUCACUGGCCAACCAGGGCAGCUCUCACGGACACUCCCUUCCACUCCUGGCCAUGAUGAAAUCACUGCCUCUUUGGGCCAUCGCAGUUGCCUGUUUCUGCAGUGACUGGCUGUUCUACAUGCUGCUGACGUCAAUGCCAACGUACAUGAACGACGUGCUCCACUUUGACAUCAGAGAGAAUGGGCUUCUCUCUGCACUUCCUUACGUGGGGAACUGGCUGGGUACCAUCGUGUCGGGGCUGCUGGCAGACUUUCUCCUGUCCAAGCACAUGUUCAGCACAGCAACGGUUCGGAAACUCUUCUCGGUGCUCGGGAUGAUGCUCCCAGCCGUCUUCCUGGUGGCCAUGUCCUACGUCAGCUGCAAUUACACAGCAGCCGUGGUCUUUUUGACGUUGUCCGUGACUGUAAUCAGCAUGUGCGGGGCUGGCUUCUACAUUAACCAGAUGGACAUUGCUCCCAGAUACGCUGGAUUUCUGCUGGGAUUCACAAACACCUUUGGAACAGUCUCAGGAAUAAUUGCUCCCACCGCAGUUGGAUUCCUCACCAGCCAGGACCUCCUGACUGGCUGGAGGAAUGUCUUCUUCAUGUCAGCGGCCCUCAAUUUCUUUGGCCUGCUGUUCUAUGUAACCUUUGGCAGUGGAACUAUCCAGGACUGGGCUAGAGAGGACACUGCUCUCCAAUGAAAUGCCAAGGCAUACUGCCAGGAGAAGAAUAUGUAACCAAGGCAGGAGGUAGAAAACAGCCUAGUGAACACAGAUUAGUCAAGUAAUCCCACUUCUCUUUCCAGCACUGGACACCCGAAUAACAGGAGCCAUUUGUUUUCCCAACCUGCCCACCCAACUCUUGAAUUCUGAGCCCUUCUCUCACAUCCUUCCUCAGCUUUCGCUUGACCCAAAGCACCAUUGAAAUGCAUGUGUGUGCACAAUAGAUUUGGGAGGUAGUGUGUCCUAGUGAAUAAAUCAGUGGCUUACAGCUCAGACCUAGGUUCUGUUCUCAGCUCUGUCUCUGGCCUGCUGAGUAAUCUUGGGGAAGUUACUGUCCCUCUCUGUACCUCAGUUUCCCCCAUCUGUAAAAUGGGGCUAAUGACACUACCCUCCUCUGUAGAGUGCUUUGAGAUCAGUUGAUGAAAAGUGCUGGGUAUCAUUAGGCACGAUGAUUAUACUCACUGUAAUUGGUGUAUAUGGGUGCCUGAGUUCCAGUCUGGGGGAGGGUGAAGGCUUUGGCUUCAGGCUCUGGCCAGGUUAAUAGGGAAUGUACAGAAGUGAGGUAUUUUAGAGUGUGACUAGUCAUAAUGGGCCAUCCAGUGGAAGAGGUGGAGUCGAGGAACAUUCAUGUAUUUGACCACAAAUUGGAUGAUCCUCUGCAAUCUAGCAGGCCCUGGCUAAGGACAUUAAGCACUACUGGAAUAAUAGCUGCUAGGUCCGUGUUCAGUGAUUAUACCAGCUGAGCUUGUCCAGCCAAUCUGUAACAGCUACAAGUGGUUGUAGCAGGGGGAAUGGGCUCGGGGAUGGGGGGCAAGUCAGCCCUCUUCAGUUCUAGGUGUAGGAGGGACUUAAAAGGAGGAAAGCCUAGCAGCUGAGGUCUGGGACUGACUGGGGCCUGCCAGAGGCCCUUAGCUGGAAGUUAGACCAGGAGCUGGGGCUAGACUGGCUGUUCCUGCUGGGACCCCACCUAUAAAAAGCCAAAGAUUCUUUUGCUAUUGUUUUUGGAUGAAGCCAAAGGGGCUUGGUAGGAAGGCCGGGUCACAUGUACAGCAGGAGAAGGCCAAAGACCUUGUGGGGAAAUCAAAGCAAAGUGAUGCCCCACUGCCUCAGGAGGGGUGCUCUGCAAUGGUGAGUCUUGUCCAGGGGACUCUUACGUGUUUAUAAUAGGAGCCUGUCUUCUGCUAAAUGAAGCACUCCUGGAUUAGCUGCCUGCAUUUUGCAGUGGAUAAGGGUGGGGAAGUGAGGAGGCGGAAAUGUUGAUAACUCUGCCCCUAAAAAGGAGAAUACAUGACAGUGUAUCAAGAGGUCAGGCCUAGCUCAUUUAGCUGAUCGCUGCAGAAAACGAGUAUCUCGUUUACCCGUGCCUUACUCUGAGAACACUGCCUCAUACACUGCCUUCAGACCUGGUUUGAAGCUUAAUCUCUGCUUUUUCUAGAUUUACUUAGCCCAGCACAGUUGAAUGAUGGCUUGUAGCAAAAGCUGCAGUUUAAGAUUCAUGGGGAAGUUAUAAUUAGAUUGGUGCUGGGGUAAGUGACCGAAUUUCCCUUUUCAAAAGAGCUGGUUUUGGUUUUCGAAACCAAGUAGGGAAUGUCAAUUUAAAACAAAUAAAAACCAGAAGAGAAUGCAAAGGCUUCACUUGUUCCCCUCCAUAGAGGCGUUUGAGUAGGUUUCUAGACUGCUCAGGGCAUGAGUGAGCUUGGAGGUUUCUUCUAGUUUUACAAUCCCUUUGCUGGAGUUCCAGCCAAAUGUAGGUUUAGCCCUCUGGCAUGGAAUUCUGACGUCUAGUUUCUGUAGUUCGGAUGUGAGCCCUGGAAAUAAAGUUCAGAUUUUAUUUACACCAGAAAUGGUUAGACAGAUUGUCAUGGAAAUGUUUUAUUCACACCAAAAAGGUCAGGAAACCCCACACGUCCAGCCCAGACCCCAGCGUGAAAGUCCCAUUCCCCCUGGAUGCUUUUCCAGUGUGUUGUUUUUUUACUACUCGUGAGCCAGUCCUGGAUAAGCGAGUCCAGACACUGAGCUGUGAUCAGACAGCUUUGGGCACUCGCUGUUGUUGGUACCUCUGAGCAAGCUGGCAAGUGGAGAAGUAGCAGGAGAAUUCACUUCUCAGUAGCCUUCACUGCUGACUUUGUGACCUUAGCAGGAUCACCAACCUUCUUGACAGCCUUGUCUGCCUCACGUCCUGAACAGCAAAGCGACCUGCCCGAAGAGGAACGCCGUUAGACUGGAUUCUGUGUCAUGCACAGCAGGGUUUGGAAUAACAGCUUGAAGUAAGAGUUUUGCUACCCACGCUAUGGAAACUUUGAGGUUUGAGGGGGCCAUCUGAAAAGUUAUUUGCAGAAGUAGAUGGAGAAAUGAUCCCUUACUGCAGUGUUUCCCAAACUUGGGACGUCACUUGUGUAGGGAGAGCCCCUGGCAA